This is a messenger RNA of Sitodiplosis mosellana (orange wheat blossom midge), 1752 nucleotides long. It is a transcript of the gene Yif1, whose product is annotated as protein YIF1B. The coding region runs from base 284 to 1486 and encodes 400 amino acids. Lineage: Eukaryota; Metazoa; Arthropoda; Insecta; Diptera; Cecidomyiidae. Gene Ontology annotation, biological process: endoplasmic reticulum to Golgi vesicle-mediated transport. The record is from RefSeq and is a predicted model, not a curated record. The transcript is spliced from 5 exons. Gene Ontology annotation, cellular component: COPII-coated ER to Golgi transport vesicle; Golgi membrane; endoplasmic reticulum membrane.
CGCCCGUCGACCAUUUUUACCGGUUGGCUGCAGUGACAGUUCCAUUCGCUGUUUGACUUUGUGUGUAUAUUUUCUUCGUUGUGCCCUCUUUUUUAAGCACGGUCUAUGCAUUUGACAGUUUCGUUAAGUGUAAUAAACGAUGAUGUGUAAUGGCAAACCGAUUCCACCAAUUUGAUAAUAUUUUACAUUAUUGUUACUUACUUUCGAAUCAUAUCAAUUAAAUUUUUUAUACGCGAAAUUGGUUGUGUGUUAGCGUGGCUAGGGCCAAAUUUUACACAAAACCAUGAAUUACAAUGCAAAACACGGUGAUGGAGCACCUGGUGUUCGGCGGAUUCAACGAGUCAGCGAUGUGAAUGCCAUGGGCUAUUCGGCGCCACUUCCAUCGCAACAACAGAAUCAAUUUGCACCGAAUGCGUUCGGUGCGGAAAGUAGCAAUGCCGCUCCAUACAAUUACAAUGAUCAAAUAAACAUGGAUCAAAAUAGUUCGUUUGCGCCAAAUUAUUCGAAUCAACCACAACCCAACCAAUACUAUGAUCCAUAUAGUAAUGCGGCACCACAGUAUGGGCAAACUGCACCGGUACCAACAUCAUCACUACAGCAGCCAAUUUCUGCAUCGGGUCCAACCAUUUUCAAUCCGAACGCACCGAAUCCGGCGAACAAUUUUCCCAGUCAGUUUUCCAUGUUGCAACAACCGAUGGUACAAGACAUGGCGUUGCAGUAUGGUCAACGAUUGGCCGAUCAGGGUAAACAGUUGGUCGAAACGCAAAUCGAAAAAUAUGUACCAGUGACACGAUUGAAAUACUACUUUGCUGUCGACAACAAUUAUGUCGUUCGGAAACUGAUUUUGCUUCUGUUUCCAUUUCAUCAUCGGGAUUGGUCAUUGAAGUAUGAUCAAGAUAAUCCGGUUCAGCCACGUUAUGAUUUAAACGCUCCCGAUUUGUAUAUUCCAACCAUGGCAUAUAUUACAUUCAUCGUUUUGGCUGGUCUUGUUAUGGGUAUGCAAAACAAAUUUACACCAUCAGAGUUGGGUGUAAUUUCGUCGAGUGCAUUUGCAUACACCUUGGUUGAACUAAUUGCUUAUUGGCUCACACUAUACAUAUUUAAUUUGUCGGCCACAAUGAAAUUACUUGACCUCUUGGCAUUUUCGGGCUACAAAUUCGUAGCGAUCAAUUUGUGCAUUUUAGUUAGCAUCGUAUUUAAGAGUUUUGGAUAUUAUUUGGCAUUGCUUUACACCGGAUUCUCGCUUUGCUUCUUUUUGUUGCGUACGUUAAAGGCGAAAAUGAUGCGAGAAUCAACGGGCGCCGCUUCCUAUGAUGCAUACGGAAACGUUCAACAAGCUGAUGUACAUACCGAUUAUUCUAUUGGACGAAAGCGUAAACUGUAUUUUCUGCUCUUUAUUUCAUUUGCCCAACCACUGUUAUCGUUUUGGUUGUCAUGGCAUUUGAUUCCCAGCAAAACUGUUGAAGCAGCGGUGACGGUCCAAUAAAAAAGCAAAAAAAUCUCUACCCGAAACAGGAAACGAUUUUUUUUUCUCCAAAAUUACUCAUUAGAAAAUCACAUCGUUGCAAUUAAAAACAAAACAAAGCGUUGAUGGGCCAUUUCGAAAAUGCAUUUUCUUUUUCUUUUUGUUCGCUAUUGGUUGUUUCUUUUUUUCAUUCUUUAGCGAUUAAUUUGUUCCACUCCUUCCACAUAAAUCGCUAAAUGAUUUCUAUUAAUAUAUACCUAAUAAAAAACAUAUUUUUAAUACAUAGA